This is a messenger RNA of Exophiala spinifera, 1575 nucleotides long. RefSeq lists its product as uncharacterized. The transcript has a single exon. Gene Ontology annotation, cellular component: U2 snRNP; U2-type prespliceosome; catalytic step 2 spliceosome. The coding region runs from base 1 to 1575 and encodes 524 amino acids. Gene Ontology annotation, molecular function: RNA binding. NCBI's taxonomy places the organism in Eukaryota, Fungi, Ascomycota, Eurotiomycetes, Chaetothyriales, Herpotrichiellaceae. Gene Ontology annotation, biological process: mRNA cis splicing, via spliceosome; regulation of alternative mRNA splicing, via spliceosome. The record is from RefSeq and is a predicted model, not a curated record.
AUGACUUCAAAUGGCGCAGUCCCAGACCUGCCCGAGUCGGUCUCUAAGCCUCCUGAUGGCGUCGUUCUACCUCCAAAGGAUAUCCGCGCGAUCAUUGAGAAGACCGCAGGCUAUGUCGCUCGUAACGGAACGGUAUUCGAGGAUCGCAUUCGAGACAAAGAAGUGUCAAACCCCAAAUUCUCCUUCCUCAAUCCUGCCGAUGCCUAUGCUCCCUUCUAUCAGUGGCGCUUGGAUGAGGUGCGCUCCGGCCGUGGCACUGCCGUCUCAGCAGGCCGAGCUGGAGACGCGACGCCCGUCCCAGAAAAACCCAAAGGACCCGAACCGCCUCCAGAGUUUCAGUUCAGCGCCCGUAUGCCCAAUAUCUCUGCGCUAGAUCUUGAAGUUGUCAAACUCACGGCGCUACACGUAGCCCGCAAAGGAAAAAGCUGGAUGACUUCUCUCGCAGCUCGCGAAGCACGAAACUUCCAAUUCGAUUUUCUCCGACCUCAGCAUUCUCUAUACAAUUUCUUCCAGCGCCUGGUAGAUCAGUAUACCAUUCUACUACAGACCGGACCUGAAGGUCAAAAAGCAGAGCAGGCACGCAUACAAGCGCUCCAGGCGAACAUUCAAGAUCGAUUCCGUGUGCUGGAAAGAGCAAAGAAGCGAUCAGAGUACGUCAAAUGGCAAGACACACAAAAGCAAAAGAAAGAAGAGGCCGAGGAAGCAGAGCGUCUGGCAUACGCUCAAAUAGAUUGGCAUGAUUUUGUUGUCGUCGAGACGGUCCUCUUUACAGAAGCAGACGACCAAGCCGAUCUCCCUCCACCCACAACCCUAAACGACCUUCAAUCCGCCAGCCUCGAGCAGAAAGCUAUGAUGAGUCUGGCGAGACCGGACAUGCGCAUCGAAGAAGCUAUGCCAACGUCCGACAUGGACUAUGCUUAUGCCGGAUAUACAGACCCAUACUCUCAACAACAACAGCAGAAUGGAUACCAAAACCCCCCACCCCAGGUUCCCGAAGUCCAAAUGCCAGCAUAUACACCCUCACCCCUCCCGCCGCAACCUUCACCCGUCCCCGCUGCUAUGCCUCCCCAGAUCCCACCUCCUGCAUCGUACUCACCCGCACCUCAACCAACAGCCUCACCAGCUCCAGGCCAACCUCCUAUGCGUAUAAAGCAAGACUACGUUCCCCGCGCCCAGCAACGAGCCGCCCGCGCCGCAACGGCCCUGUGCCCGAACUGCGGUCAACAAAUCCCUGUCGCCGAGCUCGAUGCACAUUUGCGUAUCGAGCUGCUCGAUCCACGCUGGAAGGAACAACAAUCCAAGGCUGCCGCACGCUUCUCAACGACUAAUCUCGGCGGCACGGACGUCGCGGCGAAUCUCAAGCGCCUCAGAGCACGAACUGAUGGCACCGGCGCAAACUCUGGCGCAGACCCUGUGGCCGAAGCCGCGGCGCGCGUCCUCGGCGAGCAGGAGGAAGAGGAGCGGCGAAAGCGGGCCAAACUCGACAUACCGGGCCAACCACAGGUUCAGCAAACCCAACCGCCUCCAAACGUGCAGGAGCAGAUUCAAAGGAUACACAGCAAAUACGCUUCAUGA